Messenger RNA from Ambispora gerdemannii, 152 nucleotides. The record is from the annotation of a GenBank genome assembly. NCBI's taxonomy places the organism in Eukaryota, Fungi, Glomeromycota, Glomeromycetes, Archaeosporales, Ambisporaceae.
AUGGAGAUGGCUGUAGAAAAGAAUUGUUUAAUAAUGAAUGAAUUAUUUAAAAGGGCAAGAGAUCGAUAUUAUCAUUUGGUGAAUCAGGACAAUAUAAAAGAAGUGACGAGAUUCGUUGAAAAUUUAGAAGAGGCUUUGACACCUGUUCUUUA